Messenger RNA from Penicilliopsis zonata CBS 506.65, 1860 nucleotides. RefSeq lists its product as hypothetical. Gene Ontology annotation, molecular function: transcription cis-regulatory region binding; zinc ion binding; DNA-binding transcription factor activity, RNA polymerase II-specific. Gene Ontology annotation, cellular component: nucleus. Bases 1 to 1593 code for a protein of 530 amino acids. The transcript is spliced from 2 exons. The record is from RefSeq and is a predicted model, not a curated record. Gene Ontology annotation, biological process: regulation of DNA-templated transcription. NCBI's taxonomy places the organism in Eukaryota, Fungi, Ascomycota, Eurotiomycetes, Eurotiales, Aspergillaceae.
AUGUCUCUCAGUCGAGUCCGGAUUGCAUGCAAGGCCUGCCGCCAGAGCAAGGCUCGCUGUGAGAUGCGUGAGGCGCCCUGCACCCGCUGCACCCGGCUGGGCCUGUCCUGCAGCGUACAGCCUGGGUUCCGCCGCGAGGGCCGCCGCGAGCGGAUGCGACAGCUGGAAGACCGUGUGCAGCGACUGCAGGGGCUGCUCACUGACGGAUCGUCCUCGACGGAGACAACAGCAGCAACGCCGGUGAUAGUAGUCGCCACCAGCUACACGAUCGGCGAGGUGACUCUCUCCUCUGGCCGAGUCCAGCGGCUGUUUUCUGUCUUCUGGCAGAGAUACCACCCUGUCCUGCCCUUUCUGGACGAAUCCCGUCCGGCCGCGGAGUAUCACGGCGAGUCCGAGCUGCUGUUCUGGUUUAUCAUCUCCGUCGCUGCUCGCCACUCGUCCGACCGCUCGCUGCUGGCCCGACUGAUGCCGCUGGUCAGCGAGCGGCUGUGGACGACCGUCGCGGCCAGCGCGCCGUCGCGGGGCCUGACGCAGACGCUGGUCUUGAGCUCGUGCUGGCCGCUGCCCGAUUUCCGCCUGUCCAACGACAAGUCUGUUAUUCACGCCAACCUGGCGCUGACCUGUCUGUCGCAUCUGGGGCUGCAUGCGUCUCAGGAGGAUGUGGCGGCGGAAUGUCUCAGGAUAGCAUGUACCAUUCAGUCGUUAAGUAGUCUGUCGAUGGAUCAAGGCAUCCCUCCCCCCGCCUCCGUGUCUCUUGAGAUCCAUCCCCACAGUCGGAUCCCCCUCGCUCUGCGACAGAACCUGCAGAUCCAGCAGUGGAGCGUGCGGGCAUUGCGGACGCUGUUCGGGGACGACGCCUGUGCGCAGCUGCCCGCCGCCGCCGUCUUCUACCCGACGAUGGAGUCGCUCGAACGCGACUUUGACGGCCUGUGCAACACUCUCGGCAGAGGCCAGCAGCUCUCCCUGACGACUGCGCUCCGUCUGGCCGCCGCAGGGCUGUAUCUGGACUGCCUGUACUUCUCCGAGACGACGCCCGGCCCCCAGCGCAAACAGGGCAUCUUGCGCGCGUACAAGACCGCCGGCGAGCUCAUCACGACCGCCAUCUCGCACGACGCCGCCUACGACGAGCUGCGGUAUUCCUCGGUGGCCACGGCGCGGCUGCUGCUCACGGCGGCGAUUGUCAUCUUCCGCGUCGUGCAUUCCACCUACGCCGUCUCUGUAGAUGUCUCCAAGGCGGUGGUGCUCUAUCACUCGGCCUGUUUUGCCAUCCACCGCUGCUCUCUACCUGACGGAGAGGAAGAUGAAGAAGAAGAAGAAGAAGAAGGAGAAGAGAAAAAGGAUAAAGACCUGCCGUACCGGAUGGUGGAGGCCUUGAAGCUGCUCUGGCGGAUGGGCGAGACAGACACCAGUCUGUUGAGUCGAGAGCCCAGCUUGACCGUGCAGAAUCGCAUCUGCGCGGGCAUCUUCUUCGACACCGUCGUCCUCUGGCGACAAUACUCUCGUUUGCCGGCCAUGACGCUCGAUUUCUUGCCGGACAUGAGUUGGGAUGCGUCGGACUGGACAUUGUUUGAAGAGGCAUUUACUAAUCAUUGAUUGACUGGUAUUAUCAAGACUAGACAACCAUCCCAAAGAAUUCACUCUCCCGCCUGGCGAUCGAAUUCCAGCAGUUCGUUCAUUCCGCAGACCCCAAAGACAAGCGGCGGCGAGAUGCCAGGCCCGUACUGCUCACAAUCACCCUCUUGCUUGAGAUGGCGCAGGGCUUGCGUGACAGCCAGAUAGGUCGGGAUCAGACACAGAGCGGCAUAGACCAGGAUCUUGAUGCCCAUCUGCUGGGCCUCGGCCACGGUGAUCUUGACGGCG